GCCCCGCCCAUCGGCGUGGAGAGCGGCGGAGGCGGGAAGGGCGUGCGGACGGCGGCUCGGCAUGGCGCGCGUGGGGCUCGGCCUGGUGAGCUGCACCCUGUUCCUGGCCGUGAACGGUCUCUACUCCUCUGGAGACGCCGUCAUUGAGCUAACGCCGGCCAACUUCAACCGAGAGGUCAUCCAGAGCGACAGUCUGUGGCUCGUGGAGUUCUAUGCGCCCUGGUGUGGGCACUGCCAGAGGCUAGCGCCCGAGUGGAAGAAAGCGGCAAGCGCGCUGAAGGAUGUCGUGAAGGUCGGUGCCGUUGAUGCAGAUAAACACCAGUCCCUGGCCGGCCAGUACGGGGUCCAGGGCUUCCCUACCAUCAAGGUCUUCAGAGCUGACAAAAACAAACCAGAAGAUUAUCAGGGUGGCAGGACCGCGGAGGCCAUCGUAGACGCCGCGCUCAGCGCCUUGAGGCAGCUGGUGAAGGACCGGCUGGGGGGCCGUGCUGGGGCCCAGGGCUCGGGAAGGCAGGGCAGGAGCGAGGGCUCGGGAAAGAAGGACGUGAUCGAGCUGACGGAUGACACCUUUGACAAGAACGUGCUGGACAGCCCAGACGUGUGGAUGGUGGAGUUCUACGCUCCGUGGUGUGGACACUGCAAAAACCUAGAGCCGGAGUGGGCUGCGGCAGCCACCGAGGUAAAGGAGCAGACGAAGGGCAGAGUGAAGCUGGCAGCCGUGGACGCCACCGCAAACCAGGUCCUGGCCGGCCGCUAUGGGAUCAGGGGAUUUCCCACGAUCAAGAUCUUUCAGGGAGGCGAGACCCCCAUGGACUAUGAUGGUGGGCGGACGCGGUCCGACAUCGUCUCCCGGGCCCUGGACUUGUUCUCCGACAACGCCCCGCCCCCGGAGCUGCUGGAGAUAAUCCACGAGGAUGUGGCCAAGAAGACGUGCGAGGAGCAUCAGCUGUGCGUGGUGGCCGUGCUGCCCCACAUCCUGGACACUGGAGCGGCAGGCAGGAACUCCUACCUGGAAGUUCUUCUGAAGUUGGCAGACAAAUACAAGAAGAAGAUGUGGGGGUGGCUGUGGACAGAGGCAGCCGCCCAGCCCGAGCUGGAGAAUGCGCUGGGCAUCGGAGGGUUCGGCUACCCGGCCAUGGCCGCCAUCAAUGCGCGUAAGAUGAAGUUUGCACUGCUCAAGGGCUCCUUCAGCGAGCAAGGCAUCAACGAGUUCCUCAGGGAGCUGUCUUUCGGGCGCGGCUCCACAGCACCUGUGGGCGGUGGCGCCUUUCCCAGCAUUGCUACGAGGGAGCCCUGGGACGGGAAGGACGGCGAGCUGCCCGUGGAGGACGACAUCGACCUGAGCGACGUGGAGCUGGACGACCUGGAGAAGGACGAGUUGUGAGGGCCGCGGCCCCGCCCUGGGAGCGAGCAGCAUCCAGCGGUGCGGGAGGCUGCAUCCCGGGCCUCACCCGGCCGGCGGCUCCUGGAAGGCACUGCCCCCGCACCUCGCGUCUCCAAACACGGAAAAACUAUGCAUUGUAGCAGCGGGUCGGCUGUGCUCUGCCACCUAAUAGUUUGAAGAAAACCGGGCUGUCGACACGGUUUUCCCUCCCUCUUGACUGAAGGCUGCUUGAGUGUUCCCGGAGGCUGUUUCUUACAUGUAGGUUUUUUAAAAUGUGAUUCUUCAUUUGAAUAUUAAUGGCUUUUUCCAUUAAAGAAUAAAACAUUAUUUUGGACAAUGCCGAUAAACG
Heterocephalus glaber (naked mole-rat) is the source of this 1733-nucleotide messenger RNA. RefSeq names its product protein disulfide isomerase family A member 6 (gene Pdia6). Gene Ontology annotation, molecular function: protein-disulfide reductase activity; protein disulfide isomerase activity. NCBI's taxonomy places the organism in Eukaryota, Metazoa, Chordata, Mammalia, Rodentia, Bathyergidae. The record is from RefSeq and is a predicted model, not a curated record. Gene Ontology annotation, cellular component: endoplasmic reticulum lumen. Gene Ontology annotation, biological process: response to endoplasmic reticulum stress.